AUGACUUCUGCCGAAGAACGUGCAAACGCCGGAGAGAGUCCUCCGGCCAUCGGAAGUAAUAGAAGCAACAUUAGAAGAACAGCUUUCGACCGGCUCGUUCUGGAAGUUGGGCAUAAGUCCAUGAUCGAAUCUUCGAUAUCUCAACAUUUCCGGGACAAGGAGUCUAAAGGAGGACCUCACGAACAAGUCGAUGUUGUGAAAGGGAAAGAUGAGAAGUAUGCCCCACUGGAUCAUCUUCCAUUCACUCCUAACCAUACAUGUAGGGAAAGGGCUAAUCCUUCUACUUCACGGAGCUCCUGGGUAGGGAAAACCUCGACCUCAGGAACAACUCAAUCCAGAUUUAUUCUAAAUGUCUAUUUCACAGAGGGGAUUGCAGAGAUGUUUGGAAAACCACUUUUUCAAAUCACAUGUGGUGACUUGGGGACUACGGCAAAGGAGGUUGAACAGACUCUCGAAAGUAAUUUUGCUUUGGCUAACACAUGGGGGUGCAUUCUGCUUUUGGAUGAGGCAGACGUAUUCCUUGCCGAGCGAACCAAAGAGGACUUUGUAAGGAACGGACUAGUGGCAGUCUUCCUCCGAGUGCUUGAGUACUACUCCGGCAUUCUCUUCCUAACGACUAACCGAGUGGGUGACUUUGAUGAGGCUUUCACUUCACGCAUCCACAUGAGUCUCUACUACCCUGAAUUGAGCGAGAAGAAAACUCUCAGGGUGUUCAAGAUCAAUUUGGAUCUGAUCAGGGAACGUUUUGCGUUGAAGGGGCGACAUAUAGACAUCGACGGAAUGGAAAUUGCCGCUUUCGCCACGCAGCAUUACAUCAAUCACCUCAGCGCACGCUGGAAUGGUCGCCAAAUCCGCAACGCCUGUCAAACUGCAUUGGCAUUGACCGAAUACCAAGCUCAUGGCGGGAGACACGAUGCCAUUAUGAAGCCGGAUGCCGUCGUCAACCUGGCUGUCAGGCACUUUGAGACGGUGCGCGACGCGUAUCUCAAGUUCGCUGAGUACAUGAGCAAGAUCUACGGAGCCAAUGCUGCUAGCAAAGCAAAAGAGGACAGACUAAGGGCCAUCUUGGUUGUUGAAAAUGACAAAGUCGUCAGCGACACUCGCGCAGGCGGCCGGGUUGACAGGAAGGAAGCAUACCGUCAAUCUCAAAGCCCCUUGCAAAUGGUUGGCCUCCGCCAGCACGACAGUCCUCGAAAUCAGCAUGCGCAAGGCUAUUCUCAAUCAAGCUAUCAGACUCAGCCGACCUAUCGAGGGCCGCCUCAAGGCUACUCGCAACCCCAACCCCUAGGGCCUCCACCGCCUGACCCUUACAGAACGUCAACACAAGCGCAUCCUGCUCAGUAUCCCAGCACUCCACCUAGCCAGACUUAUCGCGUCGCUUCGGCUCAGAUGCCAGCGCAAGGCGGUCAAGUCACGGGUGGUCUAGGAAGAAGUCCGAGCAGCUCAUUCAAGGCUCUCAGACCCAGAAUCAGUUCGACGAUCAACGAAACCAGAGGUUUUCUCAGCAGCAAGGAGCUGAGUCUCAGAGGUUUGAACAGGACAUUCAAGACAUACGGAAUAGUCCAGCAAGAUUUCGCAACAGAGUCUUCAAGAGAUAUUUCGGAAACGCAUCGACGAAAACUACCUUCUCGACUCCUAAAGCUCGAAACGGUCGGCCAGCAGAGAACUUUCCGCUUGGUUACAAGGCAAGAGAUUGCAACGCGAGCCAGCUAUGCGACGCUCAGUCAUUGUUGGGGAACUAAGCCCUGGGAUAGGAACCUGAUAUUGAAUCAAACCAAUCUGGCGACCUUGUCAACCUCACAACCCAUAGCCAAUCUACCAAAGACGUUUCGAGAGGCCUUUGUCGUACUGGAGAGGCUUCAGCUCGAGUACCUCUGGAUCGACCGCUUCUGCAUCUUCCAAGACUCUGAGGAGGACUGGCUUGCAGAGGCAUCAGAAAUGCAUAACGUUUAUGCAAGCUCCAUCAUUUGUAUCUCGGCAUUGGGCGCGGAAGAUGAUGACGGGGGGCUAUUCUUCUCUCGUGAUCCGCUCGCCGUCAGGAUUCCGGUGGUCAAUAUACCUAUCGGCGAGUCAAACAAGCCCGUGCCUCAUGCUGGAGAGAUGGCCAUGGCCUACAUCAGAAACACAGACUCUCAAUCUGCUGUGCUGUCUAAGCGUGGUUGGGUUCUUCAAGAAAGGAUACUGGCUCCUCGGGUUCUUCACUUUGGGAAGAGCCAGGUGUUGUGGGAGUGCAAUACGUCCGUCUCCUCUGAGGCUCAGCCAAAGUUUGACAAGUGGAAGAGCGUUCAUGUUCUCCUCGCUCAUCCCGAUAUCAGACCCAAGUACAAGCGACGGACUGUGUGGAAGACCACUAUUGGAUACGAGCCGCCGAGCUUCGAGAACCCAAUCGACUGCAUCUUCAUCGAAUGGUACCACAUUCUUGAUUAUUAUAACGACUGUCAUCUCACCAAGAGUGACGACAAGCUUGUGGCAAUAUCGGCUAUUGCAAAAGACAUGAAAAAGCAUCUCAGCCAUCUGGGUGAAUCAUCAGUCUAUCUCGGCGGUCUCUGGAGAUCGAGGAUGCCGCGCAACUUGCUUUGGCAGGUUUCCAAUCCGGCAAAACGACCGGAGCGGUAUCGAGCACCGUCUUGGUCCUGGGCUUCCGUUGAUAAUGCAUCUUGGUUCACGUACCAUGAGGGUUAUUCGUGGUUCCCAAAGCGUCAUAGGGUAUUGGUGUCUGUCAUUGAGGCUACAACGACUCCUCUGACAUCGGACGAUACCGGCCAACUACAAGGCGGCAGCUUAACUCUCAAAUGCCGGUUGCUCAGAGCUAUCCUUGCUAAGGGGCCUCGAGACGGACAAAUUGGUGCUGAAAAGCUCGAGACUAUUGAAGGAAUUAGAAUUCAUCACCAGCGUGAGAAAUGGGCUGGGUACUUGAUGAGGUUCGACACCGUCGAGGACGAGCGUUGCAGUCCCGUUCUGUUCGUGCCUGUUCAGGUCGAGGAAGACAAGGAGAGUAGGGCCGACGAAAGUCGUAUUCGCGGAAAUUACUAUGGUUUGGUCCUCGAAAAGUCUGGGAACAGUUACAAAAGAAUCGGCAAACUCCGGUACGAUAUUUAUGAGCCUACGCUGGGGUCUUGGUUUGAUGACAUCGAUGUUCCAUGGGGAAAGAUUACCAUUUUAUAG
Messenger RNA from Colletotrichum gloeosporioides, 3165 nucleotides. RefSeq lists its product as uncharacterized. The coding region runs from base 1 to 3165 and encodes 1054 amino acids. Gene Ontology annotation, molecular function: ATP binding; ATP hydrolysis activity. The transcript is spliced from 5 exons. Lineage: Eukaryota; Fungi; Ascomycota; Sordariomycetes; Glomerellales; Glomerellaceae. The record is from RefSeq and is a predicted model, not a curated record.